GGAGCUUGUCUCGGGACCUUUGGGCUCCGCCCCUGGGCACGCUCACCGAGGGCUAGACCACGCCCCGGGGCCCCAGCCACGCCCACCCCGCAGGACUCGGACGCGGCCAUGGGGACACCCAGCACCCCGGAGGAGGGUUCCUCGUCGCCGCAGGUUCCGGAAUGCACCGCCGAGGUGCAGCCUCAAGGGGCCGUGCAGCCUCAGGGGCACCCCGAGGAGCCCCAAGAGCACAAGGAGCCCCAGGUCCCCGCGGAGCUUCCGAGCUGCCGCGGAGCUGAGCGGCAGGCCGAGGAAGAGGAAGAAGUGGGAGAAGGAAGCAGCACUGAGAGCUGCCGAGAAGAGCCCGAGGCUACGCCUGCCGCACAGAUUCCAGCCACACCUUCCUCCCGGCUCGCUCCUGGGGAAGGGAUGCGAGGGGCUGCGCGGCGGCUGCGAGGUCAGCAGCUGGAGGCAUUGACCCGCGUGGCUCUGAUGGAGCAGCGUGUGAAGGAGUUACAGCGCCAGAAGAGGGAACUGAGGAUCGAGAUGGAAGUGGAGGUGGCCCUGCUCCGGGGUGAACUGGCUGGGGAGCGGGUGGCCGCUCGGAGAGAGGAGGAGCAGCUGAAGGAGCUGCUGGGCCAGCAGGUGGAGUCCCAGCCAAGCAGCCAAGAGCUGCGGGAACAGGAGCAGAGGCAGCUGAGCCAGGAGCGGGAUCAUGUGGAGCGUCUUCGCCAGAGACUGAGGGAGGCCCAAGGACAGCUUGAUUUGCAGCCGGAGGACCAGAGAGAAAGGCUCCUGCAGGGGGUCCAGGAGAUUGGAGAGCAGCUAGAAGCUGCCCAACGCGCCUAUGAAGACCUGGAGUUCCAGCAGCUGGAGCGGGAGAGCCGUGCCGAUGAGGAGCGGGACAGCCCUGAGGUCCGAGCUCCAGACUCCAAGGUCCGGGAACUUCAGGCCAGUGUGGCUCAGCACAGGCGCCGCAUCCAGGUUUUGGAGGAACAGCUCAAGACGCUGGGGGAGCAGAUGGCGGCUGAGAGCUGGGGGCUGAGCAGGAAGAAAGAAGAAGCUGUGCAGGCCCUCACGCAGGAACGGAGCCGGCUGUUUGAGCUCAAUUGCCUUCAGGGACCAUGUGGUGGGGACUUCUCUGAGCCUGACCAAGCACUCACCAAGCUGCUGUUCACACAGAAGACAGACCGUCAGCUGCUGGUUCUACAGGACCCUGCUGCGUGUGCUGCCUCCACAUCUUCGUGCCUCUUCUCCGUCCACAGCUCCCUACAGGGGUCUAUCGGUCUCCAGAGGACAGGAAGCCUGCCCCGGAGGAGGGGAGACAGGGCCAGUCAGAGGGGAUCCCCUCGACCUUUGUCCCUCCAUUGUACAGGACCCUUGGAGGCCUCGGCUCUUGCACAAGCAGUGGGGACUCCUGGGAGACCCCCUCUCUAUCAGCUGCUCAACUGUGGCUCUGGGAACAGACACUCGGCGCUGCACCCGGACAUCGCCCACAUGGAGCGGCUCCUACAGCAGGCUGUGGCAGAGAGGGAGCGGCUGCUGAGGGCCAGGGAAGGCAUGAGGAGAAGCCCAGAAGGUUCCACAGGCCCUUCAGUUCCUGCCAUCAUGGUCAGUCCCUCUGUCCCCUCUGGUCUCUUUGCUCUCUAGGCUUUUGCCUUUUUGCAUCACACUGUUUCCCGCCUUCCAAUGCAACCCAGUAAGGGUCCC
Messenger RNA from Onychomys torridus (southern grasshopper mouse), 1689 nucleotides. RefSeq names its product pleckstrin homology like domain family B member 3 (gene Phldb3). Lineage: Eukaryota; Metazoa; Chordata; Mammalia; Rodentia; Cricetidae. The transcript has 12 exons. The record is from RefSeq and is a predicted model, not a curated record. Bases 109 to 1629 code for a protein of 506 amino acids.